Paramuricea clavata is the source of this 769-nucleotide messenger RNA. Lineage: Eukaryota; Metazoa; Cnidaria; Anthozoa; Malacalcyonacea; Plexauridae. The record is from the annotation of a GenBank genome assembly.
AUGCUUGCCGCAGUGUCUGAAAACGAGCAUGAGUCGGAUAUUAUCUCGCUAAGAGUAAAACUAGUAGAUAUGGAAGCCGUUGUACAUAAUCAAGACGAAAUUAUUUCCCGACUUAGCGAAGAAAAUCUAUCCUUUAGGUCAAGGUUAUUGAACCUUGAAAAAUUAGUGCAUUUCAUGUCCCAAGAGUACCGGAACAAAUGCAGUGGAGCGAUUAACCUAUCUAAUAUUACAAAAGAACCCUCAACGCGUAACCGUAAGCAAUCUAUUAAUUUGAAUAAAAACAGUUUGAGUUCACCUCAAAAUAUCGAUAACAAUCUACCUCACGAUAACCAACAAUAUGUUAGUCCGUCCGUAAGUAAUAUUGAUUUUACGGCAGACGUGCCCCAGCCUAAUUCUCAAACUAAACAGAAAGUAGAUCUUACGGCAGACGAUCGUAUGGCAGACGAGUCCCAGCCUAAUCCCCUAAUUAAACAGAAAGUAGAUCUUACGGCAGACGAGCCUCUGCCAAACCCCUUAAUCGCCCAGAAUAAAGAAAUUAACUUACCCAAGAACGGGAAUUCAAACUCGAAAACAAAAUUUAACCGCGUCAGUAACGAAGAUAAAAAUAACAAGUACGUCAACUCUCCCAAAAGCUCUAUCCCUUGCCCCUUUCUAUCCCGCCGAGGAUGGUGCGCUAAAGGGAACCGUUGUGAUUUUCAGCAUAAAGAGCCUGGUCGUGACAAACACAAAAUAUCCUGUCCUUUUCUACGAAGGAAUGGUUUUUGUUUGA